Messenger RNA from Stylophora pistillata, 2432 nucleotides. RefSeq names its product L-seryl-tRNA(Sec) kinase. Gene Ontology annotation, molecular function: tRNA binding; kinase activity. Lineage: Eukaryota; Metazoa; Cnidaria; Anthozoa; Scleractinia; Pocilloporidae. The record is from RefSeq and is a predicted model, not a curated record.
AUGGCGGACGAAACGAGCCAAAUUGGGGUAGUGUUAAUUUGUGGAAUCCCUGCAGCUGGAAAGUCUUCAUUUUCCAAAAAAUUGCACAAAUAUGUGCAUGAAAUCACGGAGGGCUCUUUUCACACGAUAUAUGUGUGUUAUGAUGACUUGAUUCCUUCUGAUUUAGAUUUGUAUAGUUGCAGUAAAGGAAACCCUUCUCAAAACGUUUUGGACAUGGCAACUGAAAACAGGGUUGAAAAAAGCGAAAGUCUUGAUAAUUACUCUUUAUGGAAACAGCACAGGAAAUAUAUACUUGAAGCAGUCGAAAAAAUCAUAAAUUUGAUACAAUCCAGUCCAUGUGAAAAUGGAGAUGAGGGAUGCGGAUCAGAACCUAAGGCAGUUGAAGUAAAGAGCGAAGGACUACCUGGCUUUCAAGAGUUUUGGGACAAUUUUCUAGGGAGUAUAUCUAGGAAAGAAAGAAAGUGUUCCUGCAUCGAGAGAGGCUCAAGUAGCUGGAGGUGGACUGGUACUGCUCAUGUUAUGUUAGUGGAUGACAAUAUGUUUUAUCACAGUAUGCGGUAUGAGUAUGUCCAGCUAGCAAGAAAAUACAGAACUGGGUUUGCAGAGGUGUUCUUGCAGUGUUCUCUUGAAAUUGCGGAGAAGAGAAACAGCUCAAGGAGCCAUCCAGUGUCCUCAGACACCAUGAAGAAUAUGUUUAGUAAAAUGGAACCUCCUGAGCCUGAUAAGUUUCCUUGGGAGCAGUUCAGUGUCACAAUUAAAUCUGAAGAACAGUGGGAUAUUAAAAUAAUGGAAAGUGUGACUUGCCUUAUUAGAGAAGCUUUGAAGCACCCAGAGAUAAUAUCAGUGGAGGACUUUGAGGAGAAGGAAAGGUCAAGAAUGGCCUGCAUAACAAGUAUUGUUUAUCAGACUGACCAGGUGCUCAGAAAAUAUGUCACCAGGGCCAUCACUGAGGCAAAAGGGAGUGGAAAGGGGAAAAAAGAGCUUCAGUCAUUGGCAGCUGAGUUCAACAAGCAGAAGAAGGAAUUUCUAGACAGUUUACACAGCAUCAAGAGCCAUUCUAAAUGCAGCAGAAAAUACAAGAGGACUCUAGGUCCUAAACAACACUUCCCUGGAGAUCACACAGAGUUCACAAGGGACGAUUCAAGUGAAAGAACACUUAACACAGCUUGCAAGGAAUCAGUUUUAACUGAUGAAAAGAAAAUUGGUCUUGUUCAAGGAAGUACUCCAUGUUUUGAAAACAAUGUGGCUGGAAAGUCAAAAAUUGGGGAUUCUAGAUCACACUUUUGUCUCAAUUGCUUUCCAGAUGUUGAAGAUAAAGAAGAAUUUAAGUCAUUUGUGCAAGAAUUAUUCAGUGAAAUUACUCAAUCAUAGGACUGUACUUUAUUAACAACAGACAGGGAAUAAAUAUGCAAAUUAUAGAAUUCUCACAGUAAAUAUUAAGCUACUAGUGUUAUGCUAGAAGUUAAUUACUACUUAUUAGUUAAGUCUUACUAAAAAUAGUGGAUUUACAAUGUUGCCAGAUUAACUUACUGCUUCUCGUCAAAACCUUGUGAUUGUCAAGAUUUGUGGUGUACUUCAGGGUAAAGAAAACUAAAAACUAAAGUCAACAAAUGACAGAACUUUUAUUCCUAGGAAAAAUCAAUUUGUCAUAUCACUUUUUGGUUUGACAAAAAGAGGCCCUUUGGUUUUCAUUUUAUUUCAAUUUAAUCUUCUUAUAAAUUGGCUAAUAGUUAUUUUGAGCUCUAACAGAUGCUUAUGAGAUGUUUUAUUAUAUGCAAGUUACAUUAUAUGACUGUCUACCUUGAUGGCAGUAUACCAGCUAGAGUUGGGUACCGGUACCAUUCCUAACUUAAAACUUUUAAUUUAUCAUUUGUAUUUACCUGCAACAUGGGCUCCUUUUCUACUGGAUCAAAUUAUUAAUUUAUCAAUUGAAAUAAAACCAGUGAGUUUGUUGGGUUCCACAGUAAAACAAUCAAGAAUUUGUGAGAACUCAACUUGGGAGCAAUUAGAAAGCAACACUGGAAAAAGACGCAGUGCUGAUUGAUUGAAAAAAAUGUGCUUCAAGUUAACAUCAUAACAUCCAAUAAUAGCUUGAAAUUUUAGGUUAUGCAUUCAUUUGUUUCUCAAACUCAACUAAGUAUACUUUUAGGCCUGCCUUCUUUCUGCACUAGAAGCUUUCACUUUUCAUCAAAACAUACGUGUAGCGAUUAAUUAAACCUGUUGCUACAAACAUUCAUACCCCAGUUACUCUAAGGAAUAUCAAUUAUUAUUGAUAGGACUAUCUAUUAACAAUAGACAACCCCAUUCACCCUCUUAAUUGUAAGAACUUUUGAUGGCUGGUUGGCUCUCUUCCCAACAAAAUUACAUUUGAGCCCCAAUUGGGGAUUUACACUGCAUGUGCCUGAUAUCUAUUAAAAAACUAAAAAUAUGAA